UUAUGACAGGAGCUUGCGGGUUGGUAGAAAUCUGCCGGGCUUUGGACAUGGAGAAUUUUAAAGGAUGAAAGUGAUUGUGUGGUUCUGUGAUUGAAAAGCGACUCCGUUUGCAGAGUUUAUGGGACGAUGCACUGUAUUCACCCGGGGGGUGGAUGAGGCGGUCUGAGGGAGGAAAGAGAGGCGGUAGGAGCUCGGAGGAGGGGAGGGGGCGUCAUUCAGAACAGCUGAAGAAAGGCAGCGGAGGUGGGAGGACGAGGGGUGGUCCUUCAAUGACAUGUGUGUCAGUGUUGAAAUGAGAGUGGAACUCUCUUUCAGCUCAUUCUGCAGGCUGACGGAGGAGCGCUGGAGGCCGACUUUGGUCUUUAGGACAGAAGACGGAGAAAAGAGAACGAAUUCAGUGCUGAAGAGGAGAAAGGAUACCUCUAGUAUUUGUAGUUAGCUGCAUAUCUGUGCAUCUUUUACAAUAUUCUUGUAAAGGAUCGGUCUCCCAAUGCUUGGAACAAUUACUUUAACAGUCGGCCAGCCGGAUGGUGGGACUGUGGCUCCGAAAGAGGAGGCGCCAGAGAACAUGGACACCCUCCCAGAUGAAGUGACUCCCCAGCUGAAUGGGGAGAAACUGGACAAGGAGUCCCCAGAGGCAAACAGUCUAUCUUCCGUAGAAGUAAAGUCAACAGAGGAGAAAGGAGAGGACCCAGGUGAAGUUGGCUUCAAGAAAAUCUUUACAAUUGUGGGCUUGAAAUUCACAGUUAAGAAGGAUAAAAGUGAGGAAACAGACCCUGUGAAGCUGCUGACAGUUAAAGACAAAGACGGAGAGGAGGUCAGUGAAACGGACGAACCGACAAAGGAGAAGGAGACUGAAACCGAAGAGGAGGACAGCAAAACAGAGACAAUGGAAACAGAAAAGGAGACAUCAACAUCUAAAGAACCAGAAAAGGCAGAAACUCCUGAUGGUACUUCUGCUGAAGCGUCCAUCGAAGGAGCCAAGGCAGAAGGAGCCAAGACAGAAGGAGCCAAGACAGAAGAAGUCGAGAAGGAAAGCGAAACCCCUCCCACACCAAAGGAGACCAUUUCACCGUUCAGGAAGCUUUUCUUUGUUGGACUCUUUUCUAACCUUAGAAAGAAAAGCAGCCUUAGGAGGAUGAAAGAGGAGGAGGAGGCGGCAAAGGCAAAUGAGACAGCUGAAGCAAAAGAGGAAAAUGAUGUAAAGGAAGAGAAAACUAAGGAGGAGAACGCUGAGUCGGAGCAGGAAGUCAAGAGUGAGGCGUCGGCAACUCCUGUCGAGGAACAACUAGAGCCAAAAGAAGAGGCGACAACCCCUCCAAAAGAAGAAAAGUCCGACACAGCCGCAGAAGCUCCGGCUGAAACCUCGUCUCCCACAGAUACUACUGAUGAAAGCAAACCAGAGGACCAAAAGGCAGAAGCUGCAGCUAAAGACGAGGCAGCACCAGCAGAGGUGACCUCAGAGGCGGAGCUGCAAUCCUCACAGGAGAAGACAAAGAUUCACGGAAGUCCUCUGAAGAAACUCUUCACUGGAAGUGGCUUAAAGAAACUCUCAACAAAGAGACAGAAGAGCAAAAAAGAUACUGGUGAACAACUUCAGUCCUCCACAGAGUCAGAAGAAGGUCCAAAAGCUGAAAGCGGGCCCUCUUCUCCUGAGAGCCCUGCAACCGGAGAGCCCGUCACAGAGGGUAAUCAGAACGAGUCCAGCCAAGAAACUGAAGGUGAAGUUGCGUCCGACGGUGAGAAGAAAAAGGACAGUGUCAUCGCCUCCUUUAGGAAGCUGGUAACUCCGAAGAAGCACGCGAAAAGAUUAUCUGACAGCGAUGACGAAGCCACAAGUGACAAACCAGCCAAGUCAGCAACGCUGUCUUCUUCCGAGAGCGCUCCGUUAGCAGAAAAGGGUGAUGAAGAGGAGACGAAGGAGGAAAAGGUCCCUGAAGAAGAGCCAAAGACCGACAACUCGGAGAAGCUAACCACCAGCACAGAAGAGGCCAAAAAGAAAAUGGACACAUCUGUUUCCUGGGAAGCUCUGAUGUGUAUGGGCGGACCCAAGAAGAGGACAAGGAAGACUUCUGAUUCUGAUGAUGAUGAGACCAAAGCAGAAGAAGAAGCUCCAGCAGCAGCAGAAGCAGCAGAAGAAGAAGGAGGGCAAGAGGAGAAAAUCGAACCUGCUGCCGUCACUCCCCAAGAAACUGAGAGUGAAGCAGCAGCUGCUCCAGCACCUGAGCCAGUAAGCGCCCCCCCAGUCAGAGAAUCCCCCUGGGCCACAUUGAAACGCUUAGUUGCAUCAAAAAACAAGCCCAAAGUUGAGGUCAAGCCUGAGAGCUCCGCUGAACUAGUCCAACCAGAAGCUGAAGCACCAAAAGAGGAGUCCUCCUUCUCUUUGAAAAAGCUAUUCCCUGGACGCAAGAAGAAAGUGGUUGAAAAGCCGCCCUCACCAGAGCAAGAGGAAGACUCUGAAACCCCAGCUGUGGUUCCUCUGUCAGAGUAUGACGACCAAACUCCAGCAGAGCAGGUGUCACCAGAGGAGACAGCUGAAGUCCAGAACAAAGUCUCGGCAGAAGACAGAACUCCAUCAUGGAUUCCAGCCUCUGUUGAAGAUGCUGACGAUAGACGUGAUCAGCUUAGUGACAUCACAGAAGAGGCAGAGAACGCCGCCACGCCAAAGUCUAUUGACACCGACAACACUGAGGAUGACACCGACGACAUAGUACCACCACCAAAUCGAGGGAACAUGGGACGCAGGCUGUCCACUGCCGAGGUGAAGCCGAUCACUCCAGCCCCUGAUGCCUCAACCUCUCCUGUUCCCAAGAGCCCAGAGACGGAGAGUGCAGUGGAAACGUUGGGUCGUAUCAAGCCCCAGAUCAGUGAAGUGCCAUUCCAGACCUGUGUGACUGUUGAAGAUCCACCAGUAAAUGUAGCCACUGUUGCAAUUGAACAAGAACCUGAAACAGAUAUUAUAGAAUCGACGACAAAAACAUUUCUGGAGGCACACAAGCGUAGUGAUGCUACGGCCAUCUGCAUCGGCCUAGAGACGAAGGAGUCUGUGGAUCCACCAGUGGAGGAGCCCGUAGAGCCCACUGUAGAGUCGGCACCGGCACUCAAAAGCGCUCAGACCACCGAGCUGGCUGUGCAAGAGAAGUCAGACGCUGUGGAGGAGGCAAGUGUCUCGGAAGACGCCGUGUUUAACGCUCACGUCCACCAAGUGCAAAUCCUUGAGCUUGAGCGAGUUGCGGAAGACUUAGCCAUCCAGGGUGCAGAGAUUCAAGCCGCAAGAGAGAGCUUUGAAUCAGAGAUCGAGAAGAUUGGAGUCGUCAGCAUAGAAAACUCUGAGGUCAUCCAGCCCGUCACGCUGAAGGAGAACUCCCCUAAAGCCGUGGCAGUCGAUCCCAUUUCACCCACCCUUGAAAGCACUCCCUGCUCCCAGAGCGCGGAAGUCUCUGAAGUAACCGUGGAAAGCAAGGAAAAGCAUGUGAGCACAGAAAAGCUUUCUGCCACUGGAGAGAACACCCCCGUGAGGGCGAUGCUCCAGGUCGUAGCGGGCGAGGCGACACCCAACAACCGAAAAGGGGGUGAAACAGCCAUCACUGCCAUUGUGCCGAGCGAGGAAUCCGCCGUUAUGAUGGAUACGGUUGUUCUUGUCGCCCCCGAGGAAAAAGCAACAUCAUCAGUGAGUAAAGCGUCAAUGUCCGAUACUUUUGUCUCAGCGAAAAAGAUGUCAAGGAAAGUCAAAGAAGAGGUCCACCGGGACAAAGAGAUAGAGAAUCGAAGUGCGGAGAUUGCCCAAACUGUCAUUCAAGAUGCUGUGGACAAAGUGUCAGAGGAUGGGCCUACAGGGAAUAACGCUGACAAGCCAGGAAGCCUCAUUCCAACACCGGUUAAGGCAAUAGCCACAACGGAGAAGGAGGUUGAGGUUGCAACCGAGCCAGUGGUCAUCACAGACACUCCUUCUCCUGUUUUGUGUAAAAAAACAGUCAAGAAAGCACCUGUGCAGCUUUGUGUCGCCACAGAGGUCACUGAAAGUAUCCCGAUUGAGGUGAUUGAGACUCUUGAGGGGGAAAAGGGCGUAGGGAAGGAGAAGAAAUUGGAAAAGCGAUUGAAGACGGCUGAAAUCAAAGUAAGUGAAGAAACUGUCGUAGAGGAAGAAGUUGGAGAGAUUGGUGGAAAGAGAGAGAAGUCUAAGAAGGGUGAUGGUGGAAAAACACAGCCUGAGGAAAAAAAGGCCAUCCACAUGCCGAUCCAGGUGGUCCUGCAGGAAGCGGAGGAGGUCGAGGAGCCUCCAGUGGAAGUGGAAGUCACCUCCGAGCUGAACGGGGAGAGCAGCCCGUCUGCGAAGAACCCUCCGAGAAUAAAAAAGCUGUCGUCGCUGUCAGAGGAACCUCAAGUACCGGGCUCAGAAGAAGCUGCCGGUUGCAACCAAGACACAGAAACAACAGGAAGCAAGUCCUCAGUCAAGUGUGCGGAAGUCAUGGCGCAAGUGAUCGAGGUGAUCGAGGAAGCGGUGAAGGAGAUUGAGCCUAUGUCCACAGAGCUCACAGCAGCAUCAUGAGCAGCUGGAGCUACAAGAGCGAUGCCUGGGAGACCCACAGCCAAGACCAGGACGUGACUGAUGUGGAGGAGAGCGUGAGAGGGACACGGAGCGAGCAACGUCCACGCCGCUCUCUCCCACCUGGACGAGCCACCGUCGUGACCUCACUCACACGCAUGCCCUGCACCUCAGGAGCACCCCGCCUCGCUUCGGAUCACUUUCGGUGUCUCAGAGACUCUGCGUUUCAAAAAAAAAAAGAAAAAAAAAUUCUCCACCCUGUUUCAGGGUGUGUGUGCAAAAUAGUGUGGAUUUUUACAUACAGGAAUGAGGUUUCAAGGGGCGAAAAAAAUGUCUUCUACUUUGUAUUUAUAUUUUUGAGUAUCCAUCGACUUUUGUUUUUCCUUUUAUUCCAUCGGCAAAUGUCCUAGUUUUCACUUUGCUGUAAUCCGCCAGGUAUGUUUUUCCUUUUUUAGUCUAUUAGCAUUUAAGUGUCAUGCACAGAAGCCUCUUAAAGGUUUAUUGUAGGAGCCAUUAUUUAAGGGUUUGUAGCAAAUAAGCCAUGGUACAAGUGCGACUCUACAGGCAAAGAAAUAUCUCAAAAUCGACAAUUUUUGUAAGUCACCCUGACUAAACAUGUAGAUAAACAAUCACUGCCUGAAUUACUGUGAAAAAACUUUACUUCAUGUCUCAAUAAACUAUUAUGCUCAUUAAGUUGUGGCAGAGGAUUGUGGGAAAUGUAGUGUUCGAAGAAACUAUUAGAGAUGUGCAUUUAUGACACAAAAUAUAAAGCUUUUAUUCACAUUAGCUUGUAAAAAGAGGAGUUUAACACCCUCUGCUGUAGAUGGAAAGGAGUGCACCCUUUAGGUGAAUUUGGUGUAAAAGAUUGCAACUUUUGUGCUCCUCAACCAACAGCCCCAUUGCUCAGGUUGUUUUUCAGCUGGCACCAGAGAGGACGGAAACCAAGAUGGUUCAGACAGGCACAAACUGCAUGGUACCAGAAAUAAAUACAAAAGCUCAUUUUGCUCUUGAUUUAAAAGCCAAAUCGAGUUAAAAUUAAUCAGGGAGCCAUGGUCUUUCCAUCGAUCACAGGACAAGACAUCAGUUGCAUCCAAUUAGUUUCCCCAAAGCUUCCACACAGCUCCUUCAAUUCAGGCAUCAAAUCUUAGCUGUAAGGUCAGGGCUUAUUCUGCAAAUUUAUUUACAAAGAGGGGGAUGUUUUAGGAAAGGUCCUGCAAGCACUAAAGCAGACAUGUGACCUUGUUAGAGCUGGUAUUUGUGUUUUUUCCAAUUAAGUCAGAAAAACGGCACAUUUUUUUUUAAUCAUGCGACGAUCAUGAGGGUGCUUUCAUACCCUCCCGAAUUCAAUUAAUGCAACCAAAUCAGUCAGAAAGUUUGCACCCUGUCACAUUCUUUUCACUCUGCCUGUAAUAAAUGACCAUAAAAAACAAAACAAAAAAUUGUUUAUCAUGUUUGUUGUAAACCAUCUUCAUCCACUGUUGAUUCUCCAUCCUUUCGUAACACAUAACUGUGAACCUGGUAACAUUUGUACAGAUUGUAUACCUACUGUAUGUAGCUAAAUCUUAUUGUUUUAACAUUAACAAGUAACCUGCAGCCAUUUAGCAUAACAUUCAUGUAGCAUGGUCUUAUGUCUUUUAUAUCUUCUGAGCUGUUAAAUAGUACAAAUUCAGAAAAGUCUAUGUUUCAUUCAAUAAAGAGAAAAAUUUG
This is a messenger RNA of Oryzias melastigma (Indian medaka), 6253 nucleotides long. RefSeq names its product A kinase (PRKA) anchor protein 12b (gene akap12b). The transcript is spliced from 3 exons. Gene Ontology annotation, biological process: regulation of protein kinase C signaling; signal transduction. Gene Ontology annotation, cellular component: cytoplasm. The record is from RefSeq and is a predicted model, not a curated record. The coding region runs from base 491 to 4549 and encodes 1352 amino acids. Gene Ontology annotation, molecular function: protein kinase A binding; calmodulin binding. Lineage: Eukaryota; Metazoa; Chordata; Actinopteri; Beloniformes; Adrianichthyidae.